Pomacea canaliculata is the source of this 3080-nucleotide messenger RNA. RefSeq lists its product as uncharacterized. The record is from RefSeq and is a predicted model, not a curated record. Bases 155 to 1558 code for a protein of 467 amino acids. The transcript has 7 exons. Gene Ontology annotation, biological process: mitochondrial protein catabolic process; mitophagy by internal vacuole formation. Gene Ontology annotation, cellular component: mitochondrial outer membrane. NCBI's taxonomy places the organism in Eukaryota, Metazoa, Mollusca, Gastropoda, Architaenioglossa, Ampullariidae.
CCACGCCUAGUGCCAUUAUCAUAACGAGGCUGAGGCUGGAGACCCCGGAUGUUGGAGGGGAGGGGAGAGAAAGAAAGAGAGGGAUGUGUAGGCGCGGGUCUGUGCCAUAAGGCAGCGUGUGUUGCCGGAGGAGGCAGGGUCGUGACAGCCUCCCAUGGAGAGCACUUGGGGAUCAAUACCCUCGCAGCUUGGACAGUGUCUGUACGUCUUCACAAAGGAGUGCAGUCCCUUCAUAGACUGUAUGGCCGGAAAGAAAACGCUCCCCCUGGACACCAUGGCGACCGAAGGAACGAAGGACAUCAUGACGGAGGCGCGCAACUUCACCAGCAGCCUGUCCAACGUCUUCCUGCUCAAGAAGCGAGACCAGCAGUCCAAGCACCUACUGGAGAAGGCCAAGACCAUCAUCGAGGGCUUGAUAGCCGAAAACCAGAAGAUCUCCUCGGGCUCCUCGACCCCCCGCCAGGCCCGCAGUACCGGGGGCAUGGGUCAGCUGUGGGUCAAGCUGGACGAGCUGAAGCGAGAGAACGACGACCUCAAGCGACAGCGAGGCCGGUCGCAAGAAGACAGAUGCUCGUCGCCAAAAGACAAAGGCCCAGGUGACGUCAUCAUCAGCGACCUGCAGAAGACCAAGACCGAGAACGAGGCGCUGAAGGCACAGGUGGCGCAGCUUCAGAAGACGGUGAGGGAGCUGCAGGCCGUGAACGCCACGCUGCAGGACGAGUACAAAAGGGCAAAGGUCGCACUGGAUGCUGCGCAGCGCUCUGUUGAGAAGGCUCGCCAAGACUACAAAAAAUUAGAGACGAGCUUCACUUCCGCCAAGACGGAAAACGACUCUCUGAAGCAGAACAGAAUGACUAGCAGCGUCAAACCGAUGGUCAGGGCCGACAACCGCCUAACGGAGAACAUCAGCGAGCGUUGCCGGCCCACCACCGUGGCGCUGCGCUACAACACCCUGGAAAGCCAGCAGUGGGUAGAUGCCAAGGAGGCCAUAGAGGAAGCCCCCGGCAUGGGUCUGGACGAGUGUAAAGUCGUGGGCCUGCUCUGCCAGGGACUGGUGAGCGCGUAUAAUGCUGCAGGACAACUGUACAACAAUGUUGAACUCGUGGUUGCGGAGCUUCUGAAACGACCGACGUUAGCUACGGCUAUCAUUGAAAAUCAUCUUGUGAGCACUGCUCAGCUUCCAGCCCUGUCAGACGAUGUUACAGACCUCGUUAAGCAGAAGCUGAGACAAAACGCAGAUGGCGUCGACACUGAUGUUCUUUGUCAGAUGGCUGCUGAUUGUCAAGACCCGACUGUCCGAAACGAACUACAGAAGUUAUCUAAUAAAGCGAUAGACGAAUACCUCAACGAGUGCGCCAGGGUCAGCUGGCAGAUGGUGGUACAGAGCCCGCCCAUGCGCCUCGUCGCAGACGACACUAAAUUCGAUGACGUGAAGCACAAGCUGUGGUGGUCAUGUGACCAGUCUCGUGCUCAGAACGUGGACAUGUUUGUGUGGCCGGUACUGUACGACUAUGAAAAUGGCAACGUCCUCGUGAAAGGCUGUGUGUACGCCAGUUAACUUUUCAAUACCUGUGUAUGUCAGUUAACUCAUCAACACCUGUGUACGUCACCUAACUCAUCAAUACCUGUGUUCAUCAACUAACUCAUUAAUACCCGUGUACAUCACGUAACUCAUCAAUGCCUGUGUACAUCACCUAACUCAUCAAUGCCUGUGUACAUCACCUAACUCAUCAACAUCACCUAACUCAUUGACAUUGUGUUUUCGACAAAAUCUCCCCACUCCUCUUCUCAUCGGAGCUCUGUUAUCGCGCUUUCUUGUCAUGUUUUCUUGUAGUGAGUGUAGUUGUUUCAUAUGUAUAACAAUUAUCUUCGCCAUUAAGUGUGAACUCGAUAUGUACAGUUACAAGCGCAAUAGUCCCUUACGCCUAUUAAUGUGUGUGCGUGUGUGUGUGCGCGCGCGCGUUCGUUUAUUUGAGAUGCCAACAAUGGCAGUGAGGUGUGAUACCGUGUGAUGAUGUGACACGUGUGAUGAUGUGAUGUGUUACGGGGAUGUUCGUGCAGGUCUGGAAGUGUAGCGAGAGGAGGGGGUGAUGCUCAGCAAGUGGGGGGAGAGGUAGACUAGAGAGUGCGCUGCUUUGUUGUAGCCCUAUAUUCAGCCAACAGCUUCAGGCUGCGGCUCUUCGUCGCUUGUGGGACAAAAGGACUUACAUAAUAUACUCUGUGGGCCAUUGUAAUGUUUGUGCACAAUCCUGCGAUUUGGAAGCUGCCUUGAAGACAGUGGUUUGUAUCCUGUGAUUUGAUGAGUUGGGUUUUUUUUUAAUUUAACAACGUUUUAAGACAAAUAUUUUCUUUGUACAGGCAUUACUAGAUUUGUAUAUGUAUGUUUCUUGUCAAGAACAUAAGCAUCAAAAUAGUCUGCGUGUAUGAUAUGCAGACAUGCCUGCGUUUAUCUGUACGUACGUCUGGUGAGCUUAAUAAGCAUUUUGCAAGCGACCUAAUGAGCAGUUAAAACAUGGCUUUUACCUGUUAGGUCCGUUUUAUGGCUGGACUUGUGUGGACAUGAGCAUUUGCAGGCUGGAUUGCUAUUUUUCAAGUGAAGUGCACGCCCUGGUAACAGCUUCUGGCUACAUAACUUUCAUCUCAUGUACAUUCUAUGUUUGUUUGCAUGUGUCCGUGUCUGUGUGUCUUUUAUUCUGUAAAGUACCGUGAGGAUUGGCGCUUUAUAGGAUUGUCCUGUAUAAUUCCGCUCUUUUAUUAUUAUUAUCAUAACAUGUCAGGUCAUUUGGGUGUUGCCUGUUGUUGUUGGCUUUGUUUUUAACACUCCUGUUAUCGGUUCCUUCGUCGCUCUGUAUGCCCAUUCACUUGCCCUGGCACUAGAUGUGGCCUGAUGGCGCAUGGCAUUGACAGUGAAGACUGCAAGCUUUGCAAGAGACUGAAGAUCGUGGGUUCAUACCCAACAUGCAUCAUGAGCUGACUCAAGAACUCGCUCGGAAGGUUUGGCGAUUUCUUAUUUUUAUAACAUAUGACAAUGUGCUUUUUUCUGCAGUUUAUUUGCAAAUUAAAGCAUUUUAUUACCCUUA